Molecule: messenger RNA, 3637 nt
Organism: Esox lucius (northern pike)
Lineage: Eukaryota; Metazoa; Chordata; Actinopteri; Esociformes; Esocidae
Gene: sh2d7
Exons: 6
Coding region: 1815-3383 (522 amino acids)
Cellular component (GO): cytoplasm
Source: RefSeq, a predicted model, not a curated record
CCCCCGUCCCUGAAUAUUUUAGCAACAAGAAUCUUUUCCCUCUCUGGCUGCCACUAGAAUUGAGAGACUAAAAAUGACCUUUGUUUCCUCAAGUAAUUCUUUCAAAUUGAUUUUGAGAUCACGUUUUGUUAUUUGAUCUAAGUUGUAGAUGUACGCCUAUGUAUACUUGAACUGAAUUAGGACAUUAUUUUAAGUGUACUAAAAUACCAUUUCCAGUCAUGUAUUGUUUGACCUGAACAGGUUCAAUAAAUGAAAGCGGUUGGCAGACAUAUACUGGUUUUACGGUUUAAUAGAGCAAAACCUAACAUAAUCAGUCCAAAUUUCACAGUCAACUACUCUAUUGAAAAAAGUAAAUAAUUGUUUUGACUUUUUAUGAUACCCUGAAAAAUAUGUUGAACCACCAAGGUGUUAAACAUGUAGAAAAUUGUCUACUCUAAUACCGACUAAUUUAAACCAUUUGGUUUGGUCUAAAGACUGCUGGAAUUUAAAAUAAAUUACUUCAAAUAACAGAGUUUUGUUUAACUGUAGUGUAAGGACCAAGUCAAAGAAAAAGUGAAAUUCCUGCGAAAGUGAGGGAAAAUAGUGUGCCAAUUCAGUGAAACCCUAUGACAUAAUCUCACACUAGGAAGAAUGGGGGGCAAUUUACCCCAGAUGAGGGUGGAUUACCCUGCCAGCAGACCAAAGUGCCCUGUCCCUGAAAACAUAUUUUAUUACAUAACAAUAAUAACAAUUAUUUUUUCUUCAUAAUUUGUUACCCCCCGAAUAGACUGGUACCCUGAAUAGCAGACGCCAUGGAAACACAAUGUUGGUAACAGGCUUAUAUUCUUCCUUCACGCCAGCUGAUGUGUUGAGGUCAGCAGACACACAACAGCAUAAUAUACGUUAUUUUAGGAUUAGCAUAUACCUUUCCCAGGGCCUCUGUCAAUGUGGGCAUUUGUUAAAUGCUUAAACUAUUUAAAUGUUAAACCAGAAUGCUCACACCUUUCAUCGCAGGAGUCAUUGAAAGAAGCGUGCCUAUUUGUUUGACUGUUAAAACACAAAUUUCUCAAUACUACGACCGCCAGCAGUAUUUGUUUACAAAGGAAUGUGCCUAUUUAAUGCUGUUACAGGCCGGUCUCCUUGUACCGUCGUGAAAAUGUCCGUUAUUUACAUGUCAGCCCUGUUGUCAUUGUAUGAUGUGGGAGAAGGAAAGGAGAUAGCUAAAUGACCACGUCAGCCGCACAGACAGCACCGCCGGUUGAGGGGAAGGCAGAUGGGGAAGAUAAAUGGAGACAAUGGUCCUGUUGAUCAGACAGACACAUGGAGUGACGUUCAAGUUAGCAACGGAAAAUAGGCAAAUGAGGCAUCCAAUCACUACCCAUGGAGUAUUGGAAUUGACAGUAGUCACAAACCGGUUGCUGCUGGACGGAGCGGGACCUUUUCCCAGGUGGCUAACUGUCUACCCUCCACACCUUGCCGUUUUAGUAACGGAGCCGGACACAUUUUCUUAUCUUGCCGUUUUUUAAAACGGCAACUGACACUUUAGUCGAUAUUGCCGUUUGAAACGGACUCCUUUUAUCUCGCCGUUUUUAAAAUUCCGACUGAAUCUUUUGUCUUACCUUGCCGUUUCAAUCAGCGAUUGUCAAGGCUGCUGGCAAAUGUUUCCACACUUUGAGGAAACCGUUUGCUGAUUGGACCUGGACACAUUGUGUGUGUGUGUGUGUGUGUGUGUGAGAGAGAGAGAGAGAGAGAGAGAAGUGUGUGUGUGUGUGUGUGUGUGAGAGAGAGAGAGAGAGAGAAAGAACAGAUCCAAGGCCGGUUGGUUGGACCUUCACAUGGAGUCUAUUGCCGAGGGUGGAGGAGGGCUGAGGGAACUGGUCCAGAAGUGGUUCACUGACACCCAGGCCCCUCUGAUACUCCUCCAAAACGGGAAGUUUCCUGAUUGGUUCCAGGGCUUCACCGCCAGGAAGGAGGCAGAGGAUCAGCUGAAAGACAAGCCUCUUGGCUGUUUUCUCAUCAGACUCAGUGACAAAGCUAUUGGCUACAUCCUCUCAUACAGGGGACAAGACCGCUGCCGCCAUUUUGUGAUUAACCAGGACCAAGCAGGGCUGUUCAUCAUCUCCGGGGACGACCAACCUCACCGCAGCCUGAGAGACCUGAUAGAGCACUACAGGACCUGCCCGGUUCAGCCCUUUGGAGAAUACCUCACGUCAACCUGCAGCCAGUCUUCAUUGGGUGAACUCUAUGAUGUGGUGCAGUUUGGGGCCAAAGAGAAGACAUUAGGUGGGGUCAGCGUCCAAGCCCUGAGAAAUUACUGGGACAAGCAGAACGAGCAGCAUAACGGAUGGAAUCGACAGAGGAAUGACCAUCAUCAGUGGACUGACCAUCACCAGAGUGACAUUCAUCAACCGAGUGACCAUUAUCAACAGAGAGACCAAUGGAAUAACCAUCACAAUGACCCAAGGAAUGUGCCUCAGAAUGAGGCGUGGAAACACCCAGCACUGCCACCCGUUCUGCCAUCUAAGUCUAACAGGAAGUUGACCUUGACAGCAUCCACUGGCAGGAUGUCUGUUCCACAGCAAGCAGUUCCUCCUGUCCCAAGGCGGAGCCAACCUCUGACCCACUCCCUGAGCGGAACCCUGCCCGACAAAAGCCCGUCACAAACCCGGUACGCCCUAUUACACCAGGACCCACACAAGACCACUGCGCCCAGUGAGACUCAGUAUGCCGAAAUCCACACCAUCCAGAACAAAGUGGAGAGACUGGCCAGUGGCGGGAGUCUUAACAAAGCCGUGGGGCCACGGUCUGUGGACAACACCGACUUCAGCCAUUAUGACAAUCGCAGUUACACCUCCACAGCACCAGGGGGAGUGCUGUACUCCGAGCUGACCCUGUCUUACUCACGGAGCCACUCCUUUCCCCGCUUGGACGCCACCACAGACGAGGAGGGGGACUACUCCGCCUCCCAGUACUCCCCCGACGCCCCCGAGAGGGCCACCUGCCACUCUUACACGCUGCAGGAUCCCAGGGGGAGCCUCCAGCCACACGGGAGCACCAACCUUCCCUACUAUGCCUCACUUGGGCUUGGCGUGGGUCAGGAGUGGCCCCGGGGACCUCAUGUCCAGAGAGAGGAAGCGGACGGCGGCUGGAGGCCUGAGUCCAAGGCCCAGCAGGAGGACAGUAUGUAUGCGGAAGUUCCAUCGGGGCCUCCCCAACAUCAGACUGCCGAUAACACCUAUGAGCAGAUUCCUGGGGAUGUUGGCCUGAAGGGGACAGAAAUCACAGACGCAGCUCAGCAAUGGAACACCUACGAGACUCUGGAGGACCUGAAAUCUCAGGAGUCUACUUGGGGCAAGAAGAACAUGGCAUGGCGAAAAUUAUUCCCUGAAUACAAGAAGAAAUAGCAGUGACGCGAAAAAGACUUGGGGGAAGACUAAUUAUUUGGUCAAGGUGUCAUUGAAUUUAGGAAAUGUGUGGACUUGUGUUCUCAUUGUUCUAUGUGUGGAAUUAGCAAAUAUAAAUUCAAUGUCUUUUCUUUCCUCUAUGCACAGAAAGUACACAGUGGCAAAAUACCUCCUGAGAAAAGACAGGCACUGCCCCACAAAAUGAGGUGGAAGCAAAACUGCACUUACAGUGGGGAGAAUUUUGCAGGAAUUUU